Xyrichtys novacula (pearly razorfish) is the source of this 6492-nucleotide messenger RNA. Lineage: Eukaryota; Metazoa; Chordata; Actinopteri; Labriformes; Labridae. The record is from the annotation of a GenBank genome assembly.
GCUUUAGAGGGAGGUAAGUGUAGCAUUAUAUGAUAAACUGCUGCUUUGACAUUAAAGUUCUAAUCUUUUAAAAGGGGUCCAACAACUUUCAUUUACUUCAUGAUUUCUGUCACGGCCAAAUAUUGACAUUUGCGGUUAAUUGCUGUGUAAAGUGAUAAAGGAUUUCACAGACUUCUAUAUUGUGUUCAGAGAGCAGCAGAGGGGGGAUUCCUGACGAAUGAGGAGUCCGAUAAUUUCACUUUAUUACCCUAACUGUAAAAGUGAGAUCACCCUACAUGUGUUUUUAUUCUGUUAUCUCACCUUAUCUUUUUUAUUGUAACCAUUGGAGCCGAUGUGGGUGGCCUCUGUCAGAGUUCAGUGACACGGGGCAUAACAAGGCUAUCAAAAUUCACAUGUAUUUUUCGUACAAAAUUUAAUUGCAAAUGAGGACCUAUUCUCAGACUUUUGACUAAUUUCAAAAAUCAACAAUUUCUUUUCACUUCAGUUUUUCCCACACCCCCUAAUCAGUGGAAAAAAAGCUAAAGAAAUUCUGGUUUUAGUCUUUUAGCGUUAAGAUAUUUACCAAACACUCAUUUUAUCUUCUAUUUCUAAUCAGACUAACAAUGGAACUAACACGUUUACAGUUGUCUGCAAACUUAAAUUGACAUGUUGAUAGAAAAACUGGUAGCACCCCCUUGAGGCCACAUAAUGUAAUAGGCCUAAAUGCAAGUUUAAGCACUUGCAUGGGGCCUCUAAGCAAACACCAACGUGAAGGUGGAGGGUCUAAGAAUUAUCUCUUCAAAGAAUAAAUAAUUUUUAUUAAUGAAUAGAAGAUAAAGGAAUGGCCAUCCUUUUUGCGGUUUCAUACUGUUAUAGUUUCCCUAUCCUAACAGAAGCGUUCAUGGUUAGUGUAUUUCCUAAAUCAAUCUAAAAUAAAAUGUGUAAAUCUAUAAAUCUAAAUAAAAUGCAGUUGUAGUAUGUAGGGAAAAACCAUAGACUGUCUAUGGGAAAAACACCGAAACGCUUUGAACGAUGCAUGUCCGCAAAAGGCUUCCGUAGCUAACAGUUGUAUCAAGAUGCUAACUUUCUCGAAAUACGAAAUACGUGGUAAUGACUCAUAAUUGUUUUAAAAAAAUACCAAAAUUAUGAGACGUAACUAUAACUGUUACAUUAACAGUGUUAAAUAAUAGCUUUGGUUAGCCUGUAAUUUUGCCUUUUCGUUGAAAAGACGUUCAAAUAAGUCCUCCUGUGAAGUUUAACACCGUAAAAACCAACUCUACUUAACCGAAUGUUUAAAAAAAAUAAAUUAAACAAAAAAAAUAUUUUAAAAAAACUUGUAGGAGCCCAAAAUGUGAAAUAUUUUUGGCGAAGACCCGGAACUUCCUUUCCGGAAUCAAAAAGCAGAGGUACCUUUGCUGUAUAACGCGUUUCCGUCCGGAGUCAUUAGAGGCACGCAACCACAAGCGUGUUGUGUACACUAGAGAAGUCCAUGCUGUAAAAACUGAAAUCACAAUUUCACUUUUUAGGUGCAACUAUCGGAAUAAUGUAAUCCAACUUGAAGGAUAUAUCUUUACUCGGCUGUUUUAUUUAUUUUUCAGAAGAUACCAACAAAAAUCACCUCCUCUUUUACUGACUUUACUAACCAGCCACCAUGAAGAUCAAACGACAGAAACAAGCCAAGAAAAACAUCAAUUUCUACAAAUAUAACUUCGGCUUCAGGGAACCGUUUCAGAUCCUCAUCGAUGGGACUUUUUGUCAGGCUGCUCUGAAAAACCAGAUCCAGAUUAAAGAGCAAAUGCCCAAGUAUCUGAUGGGGGAGGUUCAGCUCUGUACCACAAGGUGAGCAGAUUUACUGACUCUAUAAACGGGUUACAGUUUUAUUACCUUUUUGAUUCACCAGUGUGUGUUUUCUUCCUCCUCCAGCUGUGCCCUGAAAGAGCUGGAGACUCUGGGUAAAGAGCUGUACGGAGCCAAACUCAUCCUGCAGAGGUAUCAGGUGAGGAGGUGUCCACACUUCAAGAGUCCAGUCCCUGCUUCAGAGUGUCUGCUGUCCAUGCUGGGGGAAACUAACCCACACCACUACUUUGUGGCCACGCAGGUAUGUACAAUGAGGUCACAUCAGCCAGGGGUACCCGGGUCUUAAAGGAGCCCUGUCAUUACAAUCUGAAGUAGGGGAGAGUGGGGUAAGUUGAGCCACCCCCGGUUGCUUGGAAAUAGUAAAAGAAAUUGAUCAUGUGACCAAAUAUUUAGGAGAUGGGCAUCAAUUCAUGGAGUCUGUAAAGGUUAGAAGCACAUGAGUGAAGAGGUUAGACAUUUAUUUACAAAAAAAACAUUUCUCAUUCUUGAAAGUGAAUUUAGCCUGUCUUAAGUUUUAUUAGAAUUAUUUAGUCUGUCUUAAGUUUUAUUAGAAUUGUGUUCAGACCAAAAAAGAUCAUUUUAAAUUUGUUUUAUCCAUCAAUUGUGGUAUCUAUGAGCUACAACAUGAGGUCAAAAUCCUAACAUAAAAGUCCACCAUUUUAGCUUAGAGGACUAAUAAAGUCAUGAUAGUAGUUCUGGGGUAAGUUGCAAAACUAUGAUUACCUUUAUGUAGUGAUCCGAAAUAUGAAAUAUGAAAGAUGGCUCAUCUUACCCCACUCUCCCCAAUUAUAUAUCAGGUAAAACUUCUGUGAGGAGAUUUUUCCCAAUAAACUAAAGCUAAAGAGACUGUCAGGAAGGUGGUUUGCUAUUUCUUCAUGAUUAUCUUACAUGCCUGCUACAUAUUACUAAACAUGGGGACUUUUUCAGUGAAGUGAGACUUUAAACCUGCUUUCCUGAGGCACGCUAAAUUUACUAUACCAAAAGUUCCGUACAUGAGCUUUAAUCUAUUAUACGAGGAGGAAUUUGUUUCUUUUGUUGUUUCCAUCAGACAUUAGUUAUUGCCUCUGAAAUGUGGUGUUGUGGUAGAAAUUUGUUUGAAAAGACGGUGUAAAUCUACGUUUAUUUCAGGGGAUUAAUUAUGUCUGAUUAGUUUACAUUUAAAGGGAUAUUCUGGCGUAAAAAUUAAUUUAGGGUCAAACACACCGUAACACUGAGUUAGACACCCCAUCGAGAGAUGAAUGUGGCCGACUGCUUGCUUCUCUACUUAUACCAACUUUAGUAACGACCACAUGAUAGCAAUACACAGCGGUCUGAGGAGCCAUAAACAAACCUCAACCAAAACGCCACUCUAUAGCCACAAAUAAUGCUCAGAACAGCACCUAACUUCAUCAACAGUACAUAUACGGAUACCUCAGGCGAGUCCAUUAACGCAGCGGGGUGACGCAGCUCAAGGAAGAACAUUUAUGAUCAUUUCUUCAUGGAAAUGCAAUCAGAGCGAGACGCUAAGGCAGAAAAACUAACGCAUCUGUAGUGCAAAAUGAUUAAUAUGGUGAAUAUUCUCUCCCCCUGGAUCUCAGAAACAUGGACUCACUACCCCACUUCAAAUCAAAACUCAAAACACAUCUGUUCCAAAUUGCAUAUUCCCUUUAACUGUCCAUUUCCAUACCUGUAUAUUGUUUUUAUUUAUUUUAACUGUGUUCUUAAUGCCUGUACAGUGUCCUUGGGUGUCCAGAAAGGCGCUUUUAAAUAAAAUGUAUUAUUAUUAUUAUUAUUAUUACUUUAAGGAAAUGAUAAAGAAAUGAUCAUAAAUGUUCUACCUUGAGUUGCGUCACCCCGCAGCAGUCUGUAAUGGACUGGCCCGAGGUCUCGCUACAAACAAGCGGCUGCUGGAAGAGAGUAGGUGAGUUGUGUUUAGUCUCUUUGCAAAUUGGCCAAAGCUAAAAAGAUGUUUGGUGGCUAGUGUUGUGGCUAAGACCCUAUAUGUACUGUUGAUGAAGUUAGGUGCUGUUCUGAGCAUUAUUUGUGGCUAUAGAGUGGUGUUUUGGUUGAGAUUUGUUUAUGGCUCCUCAGACUGCUGUGUAUUGAUAUCCUGCGGUCGUUACCAAAGUUAGUAUGAUGUAGAGAAGCAAGCGGUCGGCAACAUUCAUCUCUCAAGGAGGUGUCUAACUCGGUGUUACAAUGUGUUUGACCCUAAAUUGAUUUUACAUCGGAAUAUCCCUUUAAGUGUAUCAGUUCUUUACCUGGUGUAUCUGUUACCUGUCUGCCAGGACCACACAUUGACUGCAGGCCUAAAGAAGAUCCCUGGCGUUCCUCUGCUCUACAUCAUCCUCAACACCAUAGUGCUGGACAAACCCUCCCAGACGUCCCUGGACCACGUCCAAGCCGUGCAGCUGGGAGAGCUGGUGAGUCCGGCUCAGCAGCAGAGCAUCCGCAGCCUGAAGGAGGAGCAGGGCAUCACAACACGAAAGGAUGGAGAGAGAAGGGGGAAGAAGAGGAAAAGGAAGCAGAGCAAUCCUAAUCCUCUGAGCUGCCUGAAGAAGAAGAAGAAGGGCGUGCCGACACCACCACUGAAGAAGACGGCGGAGGGAGAGGAGAAGAAGAAAAGAAGCCGACACAAAAAGCGGAAGAUGGAGGGAGGAGACAAUGUUGCUGCACCUGCAGUCACAAACGCAUAGCAGAGCAGGAAGACAGAGACUUCAGUCGUUUUAUUUCUUAGGUAACUACUCUUUCAAGACGUUCAUCUGAUCAAUACUGUGCGCGGUCAACUCUGGUCCACAAUCCCUACGCUGUUACGUGAAAUAAAGCAAGUUUGAUACACAUAGAAACAUCCCAAAGUUACAGCUCAUUGUAUUUAUUUUAUUUUCAAAAUCUUUGCAACCAUUUCCAAGACUUUGGACUCAAGCUGAUGAAAUACACAUCUGAUUGAGAACAUGUAUCUUAGUACAAAAAAAGAGACAGUUUACAGGCACAUUGUUUAAAUAUAAGACGCACUCAGACAUUACAUGGCACUCAGUUUAUAUAGAGAGGCUGAUUUAAAAAAACAAAACCAGUGCAUUCAGCUGUCUUCGCAAGAGCACAAGGAAGAACAAAGACCUCUGGGAGUUUUCUUCAUUUUGACUUUGAUUUUUUUCUUUUUUUUACAUUUGUCCUCCAUAUUUCCACUCAGACUUCUCUUAACUCUUAAUAAAAUAAAAAAAUUACAUUUCCUGUAAUGUAUUAUAUCAAUAAACAAAUAUCUUAUUUAAAUACAGUCAGAAGUUUUAUUGUCAGAGCAUCACUUAUGGUUCUCAACUGGUGGGAUCAGGACCCAAAAGUCCCACAUGUGUAGGUUUGAAAAGUUGUAAGUAAAAUCUCAGAGGGCAUGCAGUGCGCUUGGACUAGUAAGGCGUUUAAGUCACACACCAAUACAAUAAGUGGCGUUAAUUCACCUUAAUGCUGGGAAACACCCGCCAAUAAAUGAAAAAAAAUCAGUAGGUGAAGUAGGUUCUGUUGGGUCCUGAGGCUAGACCAGUUAAGAACCACUGAUUCAGACCGAACAUAAAGAGUUAUUGAACUUUUUUCAUUCUUAAGUUGACACUGGAAUAAUAGAUGUAGAGCCACAACUUGAAAAGUCAUUUUUAGGAAUACUGGAGCAUCUAGUGCAAUUCCACUGAAAUGUUUGAGGACAGAGCAUGCAAAUGGCGGAGAGCGCAUGUUUACAAAAUCUAAAUAUUAAAAUCCAAAGAUCUUUUUCAUAAGCUGUGUCUCAAUUCCUCAGUACAUACUAUUUUUAUUCAGUAUAGUCAGUGGGUGUGUAUUUAGGAGUGGUAAUUCUGCACAAACUAACAUCAGUGUAAUGACUUUUCCACUAGAAAUAAUCUGUAUUUUGGAUUUGGGACACAGCUACAGUUUUAACUCUGGUGAGGCACGGACAGUUGAUGCAAGCAACACAUUUGCAGAAACAACAGCUUUUAGUUUGUCAUUAUUAAAGUGCUACACUACAGUCGUACAAUGACUAACUGCUGGUUAUACCUGCGAUCACUACUGUAGGAACGGUUUAAUCUGCAGAGACGGGAUAUAGUGCAUGCUCCUUCUGGCUAAUGUCAGUGUGCACGAGAACUUUUUCCUGAUGAGGCUUUAAGUAACAUUUUUUGAUGGAGUUAAAAUCACUGUGUCAAAAUACUUCUGUGUCUUAUACCAAACGGUUCUUGAAAUCCGUUACUAGACUAAUAUCAGCGACAAAGAGACACACAGUCCCAAACUUGUAGAUGUGAUGAUAUAGUAGUCCUAAAAAAGGAAUAGCUGCUAUAGUGUGGAAAACCGUAAAGCUCACCAAUGAUCCACUAACAUCAUAAUGACUUCUUUUCUCCCACCCCUGAAUGAAAAAAGUCUGCAGAUAAAACUCUGCAUAAUUCACAGAACAAAGGCAGCAAACUCAAAUAAUUAAAAAUGAACAUUUUCAAAUAAAAAAUGGUGUAUUCUUGUUUAGUUUUCUAGAUGAUAUGAAAGCGAGGUCCAGGUGUGGCGAUGAUGUCGCUGUACGGCUCCUCCUGGACCAGCUCCACCGCCUGCUGCUUCUUCAGGACCAGGAAACUGUAGAAUUUUGCAGCCGCCUGCUUCUUGUUGUUGUUCUUGCACAGAUCCAACAGGCUGACGGACUGGGCGCCUGUUUUAGCC